CGCAAAUCUCGCGAGAGUACAGGGAAAGGUCAAAGUUGACUAGCCAUGUGCAGAUUCUUCAAACAGUAGCUGCUGAAAUAUUACUGUCGGCUGAGUAUGCGUAUUGUGCUUGUUUUCCCUCGAACAGUUAUAUUACAUUAAUUACAUGUAGAUCGUUUUUUGUGCAGCCACUCUCUUUCUGAUGUUGGGAUAAAACCCGGCGUGUUAGUUAGCUGUUGCUCUUUGCGGGAACUUGUUCAGCUUCGUUGAUGGAUUAGGUCGCUCGUCAUGUCCCCUGGUCCCAUUUUUGAUUGUUUAGCUUGACAUGCUUAAAGUCCGAAUACUGUUCAGUGCCUUGAUUGACUGCAGACAGACUCUAGACCGGAACGGUGCUCUUUUUAAGUUUAUGUGCACAAUGAGUGAAGCUCCUACAGACCAGCAGACAGCUAAGCUGCUGAAAAGGACCAACGAGCAGAGUGGAGAGUCUGCAGAAGGAGACAACAAAAGACUUAAAGUUGAUCAAGAACAAACAGAAAAUGAAAGGAAAUAUCCAAAGAAAAAAGUGGCUUUACUCCUUGCUUACUCUGGGAAGGGAUAUUACGGGAUGCAGAGAAACCCUGGAAACUCCCAGUUCAGGACCAUCGAAGAUGACCUGGUUUCUGCUCUCGUCAAAUCUGGUUGCAUUCCUGGUAACCAUGGUGAUGAGAUGAAGAAAAUGUCCUUUCAGAGAUGUGCCAGGACAGACAAGGGCGUGUCUGCUGCGGGACAAGUGGUUUCCCUUAAAUUGUGGCUGAUUGAAGACAUUGUUGAAAAAAUUAAUGAACAUUUGCCACCACAGAUCAGGGUACUUGGGCUUAAACGUGUGACCCAGGGUUUCAACUCCAAAAACAACUGUGAUGCUCGAACCUACUCCUAUAUGCUUCCGACUGUGGCCUUUUCUCCGAAGGACUACGACGCAGGAAAUGUGUCAUCCUUUCGCCUGGAAACAGAGACUCUUCAGAGGGUGAACCGGCUUUUUUCCCUUUACAAAGGCACUCAUAACUUCCACAACUUCACCUCCCAGAAAGCUCCAAACGACCCGAGUGCCCGCCGCUACAUCACCGAGAUGUCCUGCGGAGAACCUUUCAUCCGCAACGACCACGAGUUUGCUGUGAUAAAUGUGCGAGGUCAGAGCUUCAUGCUGCACCAAAUCCGGAAGAUGAUCGGCUUGGUGAUUGCAGUGAUCAAGGGCUAUGCGCAGGAGAAGGUGAUAGAGAGGAGCUGGAAGGAGGAAAAGGUAGAUGUCCCGAAAGCUCCAGGACUCGGUCUGGUUCUUGAAAUGGUUCACUUUGACCGUUACAACAAGCGCUUCGGAGGGGACGGCUUACACGAGCGUCUGGAGUGGGAUCACGAGGCGGACGCGAUCAAAGCCUUUAAGGAAGCUUAUAUCUACCCCACAAUUGUUGAGACCGAGAUUGAGGAGGGCUCCAUGGUCAGCUGGAUGUCCACACUCCCAAUCCAUGACUUCGAAGCCACAGCUGCCGAAACACGCAACAGUAAUGAUCAAAAACAGCUCAUUGAAGAGGAGGGAAACAACUCUGAUUAGGACAGAAAAGAAACAAAAACUCAACAAAUAAUUUUUUUCCUGUUUUGUUUAUAUUUUAUUUUGUGUGAAUAAAACGUAUUCAUUUUUUAUAGUUAUGAGAGAAAAAGAAUCAGAUUUUGGUUGUGUAUUGAAUUGAGAUUAAGAAAGGAAACAAAAUAAAAAAAAAUGUU
Molecule: messenger RNA, 1734 nt
Organism: Oryzias melastigma (Indian medaka)
Lineage: Eukaryota; Metazoa; Chordata; Actinopteri; Beloniformes; Adrianichthyidae
Gene: pus1
Product: pseudouridine synthase 1
Exons: 6
Coding region: 305-1564 (419 amino acids)
Biological process (GO): tRNA pseudouridine synthesis; mRNA pseudouridine synthesis
Cellular component (GO): nucleus
Molecular function (GO): pseudouridine synthase activity; RNA binding
Source: RefSeq, a predicted model, not a curated record